CUGAUUUGGACUGAAAACAAGAGGCUGAACACGGCAGCGGAUGCGGUGGAGAAAAGGGGACCGUACAUCAUGAGCAAGCCUCCCUCCAUUCACGCCAAGCUCCGUAAGCGAUCUCUGUGGCUGCAUUUCCACACCAAAAUAUCUUACGGGCUCGUUCCUCUGCUUUCCGGCAGGUCGGUGAGGUUUAACAAGGGCUACACGGCGCUCAGCCAGACCGCGGAUGAAAACCUGGUCUCCCUCGAUUCGGACAGUGACGGGGAGCUGGGAUCCAGAUGUUCCUCGGGCUACUCCUCUGCCGAGCAGGUGAACCAGGACCUGAGCCGGCAGCUGCUGCAGGAUGGGUAUCACCUCGACGAGGUCCCCGAUGACGAAGAUCUGGAUCUCAUCCCCCCGAAACCCAUCGCCUCCUCUUCUUGCCCCUGUUGUUUCGGAGAAAAUCUCUCCUGCGUGAUCCAGUAG
This is a messenger RNA of Fulmarus glacialis (Northern fulmar), 459 nucleotides long. RefSeq names its product family with sequence similarity 219, member B (gene FAM219B). The annotation marks the transcript as partial. The record is from RefSeq and is a predicted model, not a curated record. NCBI's taxonomy places the organism in Eukaryota, Metazoa, Chordata, Aves, Procellariiformes, Procellariidae. The transcript is spliced from 4 exons.